Messenger RNA from Sporothrix brasiliensis 5110, 294 nucleotides. RefSeq names its product blocked early in transport 1. NCBI's taxonomy places the organism in Eukaryota, Fungi, Ascomycota, Sordariomycetes, Ophiostomatales, Ophiostomataceae. Bases 1 to 294 code for a protein of 97 amino acids. Gene Ontology annotation, biological process: intra-Golgi vesicle-mediated transport. The record is from RefSeq and is a predicted model, not a curated record. The transcript has a single exon.
AUGUCCGAGGCGUACGAGCGCGAGCGCCAGAACAACUCGCGGCUGGACGAGCUGGCGUCCAAGGUGACGGCGCUGCGCGGCGUGACGAUUGACAUCUACGACAAUGCGCGCGAGCAGGACGUCAUCGACUCGACGAACGACACCUUCUCGAGCAUGUCGACGCAGCUCAAGGGGUCGGCGGGGCGGCUGACCCGCAUGGCGGCGUCGGGCAACCGCGUGGCCAUUCUGAAGCUGUCGGGCAUCAUCAUUGGCGUUUUCAUCUUCCUCUACUACGCCUACCGGUUGAUAUUCUGA